CUCCACUCCCACCAACCUCUGCUUGCGAUCUCCUGAAAUUGUAUGAAAUUCUCCAGAUGAUCCCAAUAUUCUAUGACCUUGUCUCAGCAAGUGAGGUACCGCGUGCACAUGAGAUUGAAACGGCAGGAUAUCCAGCGGAUGAAGCUGCCAGUCUUGAAGCUUUUCGAUACCGUCAGGCGAACGCGCCAGAUCUCUUCCUCGGUGCAUAUCUCCUUGACGAAUCAGGCACUGGCCGUACGCUCGUAGGCUAUGUCUGCUCAACACUCUCGCCGGAUGGGUCUCUUUCACAUGAUUCUAUGUCGAAACACGUCCUCGGUGCAUCUUCCGCAUGUAUCCACUCGGUCUGCGUUGCGCCCGAGCACCGCAGGAAGGGCGUCGCGCUCGGCCUCCUCAAGGAGUACCUCACACGGCUCGAAAAUGCAGUGGGGGAAGGUUCGCCUUACCAGCGCGUGCUCCUAAUUACGCAUGAAGACCUGCGAGGACUGUACGAGAAGGCAGGCUUCGAGUGGCUAGGCAGGAGUGCAGUGGUGCAUGGUGCACGGCCUUGGUUCGAGAUGCGGAGGAUUCUUUCACCCUCGCUCUCUUCCGUUGAUCUUGUCCAGCCUCCGACAAUUCCUGCAGGCCUGUGGGAAGCGCUGCAACAGUCGACCAACUCACGUAGCAGGCCGAUCGGACUCGCACUCACGGCAUUCCCGAACGGCGUGCAGGACGUAGUGACAGAUAACGGGCAGGGCACUCUGGCGAACAAUUCUGACCUGCUGUGCCCACGUGCUGGCUGUGGAAGCAUCAUAUUGAAGAAGGGCGUGGCCUCUUUGGUGGAGCGUGCGAGCGUGCAGCUCGAGUCCCCCGAAAGCGCAGCGCACAGCCCGCUUGCAUCCUUACCGCCUCCGCCGGAGACGAUGAACUGGUGGCUGGUUAGGCCGAAUGCUAUGGCAUUUGAGAAUGUAGGGUUUUCGAAAGCUGUUGUGGACGAAGCGUGUCCUGCGGCUGACAGUGCUGCAGCGUCUGGCAAGAGGCUCAAAUUGCUCAGCUGUGCUGAUUGUGACAUCGGUCCAUUAGGGUGGUGUGAAGAUGGAGGAAGUGAAUUUUGGCUGGCGUGCAGCCGCGUAACAUAUCGGCAAUAG
Molecule: messenger RNA, 1124 nt
Organism: Laetiporus sulphureus 93-53
Lineage: Eukaryota; Fungi; Basidiomycota; Agaricomycetes; Polyporales; Laetiporaceae
Product: acyl-CoA N-acyltransferase
Exons: 4
Coding region: 57-1124 (355 amino acids)
Biological process (GO): small GTPase-mediated signal transduction
Cellular component (GO): cytoplasm
Molecular function (GO): guanyl-nucleotide exchange factor activity; aralkylamine N-acetyltransferase activity
Source: RefSeq, a predicted model, not a curated record